This is a messenger RNA of Chara braunii, 1661 nucleotides long. The record is from the annotation of a GenBank genome assembly. NCBI's taxonomy places the organism in Eukaryota, Viridiplantae, Streptophyta, Charophyceae, Charales, Characeae.
UGCCUCCCUGAGUAUCCCCUCCCCCUAUGAACAUCAGCAGAGACUGCUUUUUAAUGCCAAUUGGGGGGACCAACGGGCUAUCUCUAGGUGGCAGGCGCCAAGCAUGCCCAGGAAGUGGGCUGCGAUCUGCUUGCUGAUCGUGGUGGUCUUUGGGGAUCGGAGGCGGGAGCUGCGAGAAGUGGCGACCGCUAGCUCAUCUUCCACGGCAUUUAAGCCGAGGAGAGGGAGCUCAGAGGGCGACUCAAGGCGAACAGCUCCGGGUGCGGCCAAUUGGGGGAAGGGUUAUCUGCUGCCAUCGCCGGAACAACUGAUCUGUUGCUGGGCACGUGGAGACAAGAACAAGGUGAGGCGAAAGCCGAAGACGAAGAGCAUCAGGCACAGGGUUUUCCAGUCUGUGUCUACGAUGGCGGCGAUGGUGGUCCUGCUGUUGCUGGGGCUUCUCCAGUUUGCCGUUCCUGGACUUGCUCAAAUUCCGCCAUCCGGUACGGUAAAGAUCGAGAACAUCACCUACGCGGGCUCUGGCUGUCCGCCUGGAAGUACCUCGAGCCUUCUCUCCCUCGACGGACAAGCGGUCAAUAUAAAGUUCAGCGAGUACAGAGCGUUCACCCCAGGAAGUCCAGAUGACCGGCGCAAAAACUGCCAAGUGGCCAUCAACCUGAGAUUUCCUACAGGGUUCACGUUUACUCUGCGGGAUGUGACAUUCCGAGGGUACGGCCAGUUCGAUGAAGGCGUCAGGGGCUCACUGGCAACGUCGUACUACUUAUCAGGUAUUCCAGGGACAGUCAGAGUCUUGAGGGACCUGCCUCCUCCCGUGGCAGACAACUUCAAUUUUACCGAUGAGUUCUCAUCCUUUCUCUAUGCCCAGUGUGACGGUACGGUGAUGAUCAAUGUCAAUUCCGAGGCAAGAGUGGUGCCUCCACCCCCGCCGAAUAAUACGUACGUUGGCUUGAUCACCGUCGAUUCUCAGGAUCUGUCGCUCACCCAGACUCUUGGUCUGAGCUGGCGGAGUUGCCCUUAGGAUCUGACGCUCACCCAGACUUUUGGUCUGAGCUGGCGGAGUUGCUAAGGGCGUAUACUCGUACCAAAGCUUUUCUGGAGCAUCUGGCGGCAUAUGCAGCCAGAUCCAGUUCAGGGAAGUAGCGUGAGCAUGAGCAUGCCCUAAGGUGAUUUUCUUCAGGCGUAAAGAACAGGGUAUCAGCAAGCUACUGGGAGAGGAGCAGAAUGAGAGACCGCGAGGGCAUCAAUUUGGAGAUUAUUGGAUUAAUCUAUCGGUCCGCAGCUGCAUUGUCAGGGGGGCGCCGUCAGCUAAGAAAGGGAGACAUCACUGACACAGGCGAUCGGACGUUUGUCCAACUGUACUUCGCUGAUGGAGCUCAAUAAGAAGCCUACCCUCUUCAGCCGAAUAAAACGCCCGCUCAUCAUCGCUGCAUCUGGACUGAAAGUUGUGCCAAAUGCAGCUAUAAUGACCGGGCGUUCUAUUCGGGAGAAAACAGGUAGUCAGUUGUGGAGCUGGUCAGUCAAGGACCAUUAUAAUUUUAUAUAGUACGUAUAUAAUGUCUGGCAGGCGAGCGGUUUUGCACGUCCUGUAAUUAUUUCUAAACCUGGAAAAGAAUACGCUGGCAUGUAGCACUUCCGGUGGGGCAGACCCCAAACCCAGUGCG